This is a messenger RNA of Phyllotreta striolata, 1435 nucleotides long. Lineage: Eukaryota; Metazoa; Arthropoda; Insecta; Coleoptera; Chrysomelidae. The record is from the annotation of a GenBank genome assembly.
UACGAUUGCUAUUUUUUGAAGCUCACCAAGUACCUCAUGAUAUCCGGCGGUACUUGGCCCACGGUCGACCAAGGGAAAGUGUACAAAAUUUUCAGCGUACUCAUUCAAUCCUACUUCGUGGUGUUCGUUUUCACCAUAUCCCUGAAAUGCAUCAUGCUCAUGAAGGUGCUCGACACCAGCGCCAGGGCCAAUGUGUUCACCUUCAUCUUGGAGUAUUGGCUGACGCUGUGGAAGGUGGGCGUGCUCAAGAAGCAACCCAUAAUGGACAUGAUGCGAGAGAUAGCCGUUUUGGAGAAGGAUUUACAGCGAAGGAACGAUCCGAAGUUAAUGGAGAUCUAUAAGAAAUAUUCUGUUUACAACUUUAAAAUAGGUCUUAUCUUACCGUUGACGACGGGUUUUUGUGCUUUAUGCAUGUCAGGUGUGUUUAUAGUGCAAUGGGAUAUUUUUAAGGGAGACAAAAUGUUCGUUAUACCUCAACAAUUACCGUACAAAGAUCAUUUUUAUGACUUCUACUACUGGAAUCAAUUAUUCUGCGGCAUGCUCGGUGCUAUUUACAUCGUUUGCGUGGAUGCUUUAAUCGUAUCUCUGAUCAUAUUCACUACGCUUCGAAUGAAAUUGUUGGGGCAAAAUUUGCAAAUGCUAUUCCGCGAUAAAAAUAUGAACCAAGCGGAAAAUAACAAACAUUUACGCAUGCUGAUAAUGGAACAUCAGAAUAUCAUAGACCAUGUGGUAGAGUUGAACGACAACUUUAAGCUUCUAUUUUUCGUAGACUUUUCGAUCAAAUCGUACCAAUUGUGCCUAGCAAUGUUCAAUUUAUUAGAGGUGGCAGGUGUACCAUUAAUGUGGGCAAUAUUCAACACAUCUGAGAGUUUUCUAUUACUGUUGCAAUCUGUGGUUAUAUAUUCUCAAUCCAACGAUAUAAUUGUGGAGAGCCAAGAACUCGCUACAUCGAUUUAUAUGGUGAAUUGGUCCGGCCAGCCAGUAAGCAUCACCAGAAGCCUUGCAAUAAUGAUGAUAAGGGCUCAGAGAGCUUUGAAGCUUGAAAGCUACGGCAUUGUUAUCUUGAGUAGUGAUUUAUUGCAAAAGGUUGUUAAAGCUGGAUAUACUUACAUCGUGCUUAGCUUGCAGAAUAAAAAGUAAAACAAAAAAUUAGUAAAUUUGCUAGUUAUUCGAAAUAUCGUCGAAGACUUUGCCUUGUUCUUUUAGGCUAGAGUUCAAUACUCUAAUUUAUUUUUUCGGGAAUAGGCACACUGGAGUUAAUAAACUGCUCCAUACAAGUUAAGGAAGUUCGCAAAUUUUGCGAUUAUUUUAAAAGUUACAGACUUUUUGAUCACCAAAUUUUCAAAUAUGCGAAAUUAAAUGUUUUCUCUCAUAUCUGAGUGGUUUUUUUGUCCCUACCUCUACAACUCAUACUAAAUUUGGCAAUCAAAAAACC